Molecule: messenger RNA, 6256 nt
Organism: Austrofundulus limnaeus
Lineage: Eukaryota; Metazoa; Chordata; Actinopteri; Cyprinodontiformes; Rivulidae
Gene: rorb
Product: RAR-related orphan receptor B
Exons: 10
Coding region: 420-1838 (472 amino acids)
Biological process (GO): regulation of transcription by RNA polymerase II
Cellular component (GO): nucleus
Molecular function (GO): RNA polymerase II cis-regulatory region sequence-specific DNA binding; nuclear receptor activity; zinc ion binding
Source: RefSeq, a predicted model, not a curated record
UUGCAGGAGAGAGUGGGAGGAGCGGAAAGUGCUCCGGUCCAAUCCGGGCCGCCGGGUAAAGCCUCUCCUCUCCUCCUCUCCUCUCAGCCCGCAGACAGACAGCAGUGAAACCCUCCCCGCAGAGGUGAGAGCGCAGAUGUCAUGAGAAAAGCGGCCGCACGACCAGAGCAGUCCGACCGAGCCCUGCCCGCCCGCCUGCGCCCCGCUCUGGGAUGCUUUUAGCGCACACGCGCUCCCGCUCAGGGCCGCCGGUGGACUCGCGCCAUCCCCGCUCCUCUCAUCGUUGUUGUUCAUCUUGUCAUUUUUAAAACCAGGAUCAGCAGCAAGCAGCAGCUCCCCCACCUUUUUAAGUGUUUAUUUUUAUUUCUUCAUGACUGCUGCGUUGGGAAGCGAGCCUCAGCACCAGCUCCAGCAACACGAUGCGAGCCCAAAUCGAAGUUAUACCAUGCAAAAUCUGCGGAGACAAAUCAUCAGGCAUCCACUAUGGAGUCAUUACAUGUGAGGGCUGUAAGGGUUUCUUCAGACGGAGUCAACAAAACAAUGCCUCGUACUCCUGCCCCCGCCAGAGGAACUGCCUCAUCGACAGAACAAACCGAAACCGCUGCCAACACUGCCGCCUGCAGAAAUGUCUCGCCCUAGGAAUGUCCAGAGAUGCGGUGAAGUUUGGCCGAAUGUCCAAAAAGCAGCGCGACAGCCUAUAUGCAGAGGUCCAGAAGCACCAGGCACGACUUCAGGAGCAGCGACAGCAGCAGACUGGUGAAGCUGAAGCUCUGGCACGCGUUUACUCAUCCAGCCUAACCAACGGACUGUCCACCCUCAACCAUGAAAUUGGGGGCACUUAUGCCAAUGGCCAUGUCAUAGACCUACCCAAAGGGGGCCAUGGCAAUGGAGGAGGAGUGCCAGGGGGAUACUAUGGGAUCGAUUCCACCCAGCCGUCUCCAGACCAGUCGGGUUUGGACAUGUCCGGCAUGAAGCACAUUAAGCAGGAGCCGGUUUAUGACCUGACGCCAGUACCCAACCUGUUCAGCUAUGGAGGCUACCAGGACAGUCAAUUUGGACCCAGCAAUGUCAGCAUGGGAGAGCUAGACCGUAUUGCUCAAAAUAUCAUCAAGUCACACCUGGAAACAUGUCAGUAUACAACAGAGGAGCUGCAGCAGCUAGCCUGGCAGACACAUUCAUAUGAAGAGGUCAAGAUGUACCAGAGCAAGCCGCGGGACGUGCUGUGGCAGCAGUGUGCCAUCCAGAUCACUCAUGCCAUCCAGUACGUGGUGGAGUUUGCCAAGCGCAUCUCAGGGUUCAUGGAACUGUGCCAGAAUGACCAAAUCCUCCUCCUCAAGUCAGGUUGUUUGGAGGUGGUCUUGGUGCGGAUGUGCAGGGCGUUUAACCCCCUCAACAACACUGUGCUUUUUGAGGGGAAGUACGGAGGCAUGCAGAUGUUCAAAGCUCUAGGUUGUGAUGACUUAGUGAGUGCAGUGUUUGACUUUGCCAAGAGCAUGUGUUCACUGCAGCUAACAGAGGAAGAGAUUGCACUCUUCUCAGCAGCUGUACUAAUUUCUACAGAUCGGCCCUGGCUCAUGGAGCCUCGAAAAGUCCAGAAGCUCCAGGAGAAGAUCUACUUUGCCCUGCAGCACAUUAUGCAGAAGAACCACAUGGAUGAAGAUGCACUGGCUAAGUUAAUCAGCCGAAUCCCAACCCUGUCUGCCCUGUGCACCCUCCAUACCGAGGAGCUUCAGGCCUUCCAGCAACUCCAUCCAGAAACAGUCAACGUCCUCUUCCCUCCCCUCUACAAAGAACUCUUUAACCCUGACCCAAACUCUGCUAUGGUGAUGCCCAAGUGACCGCCCGUGGUCCAAACGCACCAAACAGCCACCGAAGAGGACCAAUCAAUUUACGUGUGCUCCAUCUGACAAGACAACAGUGACCAUGUCGACUGCGUCAUUGUAGCAACCAGGUAUUUUUGAGAUCCGCCCCCAGGCUCGUUUCAGACCGGUGGGUGAGGAUUCAUCUACUAGAAACUUGCGUUACCGCCAACAACACUAGGAAUGUCCUGCACUUAUCCCAUCCUGUUCACCGCUACAGUCUGAAGAAUGUAUAUAUAAAUGAAGAGCAUGCCCCGGCCACAACCUCAGAGGGGCUUCCAUGUGUUCCUGAACUGAAGUGACUGACCAGAAAUGUACAGAUUUUAAAACAGCUAGAGACUAUUUUGAGCUGUCAAAACUUUUUUUUAAUGUGGGUAAGUUAAUUUGAUUUAACUUAGAAAAAAAAUUGUUUUGUUCUUUUUUUUCACAUGAAGACUUUGUGACAAUGAAGGAGCUGGAUAAGGGAUUGAACUGGAUUUAGAGAAGUUAUUGUAGAUAUUCUUCUAGUGGAGAACAGAUUCCAGUAUUAUUUCUUGUUCUGUUUAAAGUAAGUUAGUCCUCCUAAUUUAAAUAUAAAGCAGCCCACCGUGGCUGUGACUAUACCUUGUCUGUGUUCUAUUUUAUUUGGUAGUUUGUGUACAGAAUUUGUAAAGCUGCGACUUGUAAAAUGAAUAUUGGGCAAAAAACCUGGGCGACAAUUUGGGUAUGUUGAUAUACAGAAGCCUUGUCUGGAUUUUGUUCAUAUGUAUAGAAGGAGUUAUAUCCUUCUGGUCGAACCUUAUAGAAAUGUAAAAAGAGGAUAUGAAGGAUUUAAAAAGAAAAUAAUUGCUACUACUUUUCAAGGAGAAGAUGUAUACAUACAUAGUCUAUUUUGCGAGAAAAAGAAAUCUGGCAGAUUUGCCGUCCUAUCAAUCAUUUGUGUCACGUUGCAAUAAUUCUGUCCAAUAAUAGCUGGAUUGCUUUCGAACAAUCAACCUGUAAGGACUCAUCCAAAACCAGGACCUCAUGAUGAUCUCCACACCUCUUCCCUCCAUCCCUUUACUCGGCUCUUUAUCUCAAAUACAGUAUAUCAGGACCUUUGCAACAUGCUUUUGGCAGACAAAUGGAUAGAAGUCAGUGAACAUAUGUAUAAAUAAUCCACCAAAAAAUGUGAAAUUUUCUAUACGAACUUGAAUUAAAAUAACUUUCUAAUCACUCUAACCGAUAUGAGCAAGGUAUGCUCUCAUCCUGCCGUUUGCACGAUCGAGUCCAUGGAUGUCAGACACUCCAAGCUGUAAAUAUGUCGGACCAGUACUCUAAAGAGAAAUAACUUUCACAAAAACGUUGCUAAUCUUACUGCUUCUUUUCAACCUCUUGCCCAUGUUUCAUAGCUGUUUAAAGUAGGGUAGAAAUCCUAACUAGAAUGCACUAUUUUAUGUUCUUGAUCAUCAAUGAUGUCUAACAAUCAUUGUGACAAAUGGUAUUCUUUCCACUUCAAACUCAGUGUGCCACAGUUUGAGGUCAGGAUGUAAGACAUUACAGCACUAAAAAAAAGUGAAGAAAUGUCGUGUAGCCUCCACUGAUUUAAAUACCAUUUUACAGCCAAACAAACACGCUAAUCAUGCAGAAAGCUGUGCUAGACAAUCACAUUUUGUGUGAAGCCAUUCUGUAUUUGUUAGCACUUAAAAGUGUUUUUAAUUUGGAAUCUGUGUUUAAAAAAAAGAAUAAUCAUAAUGGGCUAAGUGCACCUUUAUCCACUCAGAUUUUUUUGUUGUUUUUGUCUUUUUCAAAAAAAAAUAUUCUGAAAGAAAUUUUUAGAGAGGAUAUACAUUUUGGGUGCUUCUGCAUACAGCCAUGAUAUGGAUGCAUUCAGUGAGUUUGCAAUUUUCUAAACAUUUUAAACUCUUACAUAGCUCUUUUACGCAAUCUUUAAAUGCCAUGAUGUUUAGACUCUGACCUAGUGUUACUAAGCACUAAAAACUCCUCUGAAGGUUUUUUUUAUGUUUGAAUAUGUCUUUGCACAGUGGCCAAAUCUUCACCUCUCUACAGAGGACGGACAUACUCAGACUAAUUUGUUAACAGAGAAAAUAUGAACUCUAACACUGCUUUUUAUCUGUUCAUGUUUUUUUUCCCCCCACAUCGACUAUAUAACAUGUGGUAAUGCUAACCUUCAGUAAUCAUCAGUCUGGUCCUGUUACUGGUUCCUCCAAAGUACUGCAGCUUUCCUUGAAUCCCCUGACCCGAGCACAGAUCAGAGGCCGGUGACUCUUAAAGACAAUCACUCGCUCAAGACUUGAUGCACUACAUAGCAUCUCUCAGGGAGCAGAUUUUUUUUCUCAAUUUUCAUUAAAAAAGAGGGUUUAAUAUUUUUGGAAAUUUACUAAGAAAUUUAAUUAUAAAAGAAUGACUUUUUAGAAUUUAAAGUGCAUAUGCUGCUAACGUAUGCCAUCAAAGUAAUCUGCCCAGACAAGGCUUUGAUAGAAAUGUGUGUUUGUCGGGGUGUGUGUCUGUGUGUGUGUGUGUAGAGCAUGAAUUCACUGUCCAUAUAUCUUUGUAGAGACAUUUUUACACCAUAAAAGACAACAAAAAGAAUGGAGUCUCACUCUUGGUUCAUGUUUACAGCUACAUAUGCAGCUCUCAAAACAACUGAAGCGCUGUUCCAUCAGGCCUGAGACAGUGAAUUCUAACUCUAAAUGUUGGAAGUUUUUGUAUGUGAUUUUUAUUUUUAAUUUUUGCUUCCCUCAUUAGACUGUGAAUCAAAGGUGGGUGAAACUGGGUUGUGGGGGAGGGGGGGGGGAAUAAGUGACAGCCAAUACUGUAAGUAUAACUGUAGCAAUAAGAACUGGAGGCAUUUACUACUGUCAUGUUUGCAUUGUAAGAUUAUUAUUAUUAUUAUUUUCUUUUUCAUUUUAUUAAUAUUAUUAUUCUUGUUCUUAUGACUACUAUUCUUCUCUUACUAUUAGCCUAUUGUUGUUCUGUUCUAUUUGCAUGACGUUUCAUUACAGUGAAACAUUUUGGGGCUUCUUUGCGUUUCCUUCUCUCAUGGUGUUGUAGGUUUCGACAGGGUGGGGUGGGGUGGGGGGAGUGUUCAGCAGGUUAUUGUUUAGGGGAAAUUCCACAUCACCUCAUUCAAAAAAAUAUUUCAAACGUUUACUUUUUUUAAUGCUCUAAUUUAUACAGAACUGAUUUCAAAUUUUCAUUAAAUUUUAAAUGAUAUUUGUCACCUGAUGAAUGUGUGAAGUGAUAUAAAUCAAUGGAUGGACCCCUUUUGAGCUGGCCUUACUGAACUGGGUUGGAAACCCUUUAUCUGCUGUUUUUUUUGUUUGUUUGUUUGUUUGUUUUGCUUUUAUUAAAGGGUGGGGGGACUCGGGGUGAUGCGGGUGGGGUAAUCUAUUCUGAAUGUUAUGGAGUAGCCUGUUCAGCAUGUAGGGGCUGAACGCAUCAUGCGCCUUUUUCCUGCUCCAUCAACACAGAAUGACAUCACAGAACGCACAAUCUUAUUUAUUUGCAAUGACGAGUUGUGCAGACAUUUUACCACAGCUGAUCUGAAACACUCUUCAUACUCACAAGUCACACACUACAAACCUCCUCCUCCCUUUUGUAAGAAAACUUUGUGCGAGUAUGUGUGUGAGUGAGAGAGUAAGAGAGAAACAGCAAACAGCGAGUUGUUUGCUCUACCAAUGCUUUGUAAUCUUUCUUGAUGCAUUACACCUGUGCAAUUGGAGUAGUUUUGGGGAAAAAAAAGUUUAUUUAUUUGUUUUGUUUUGUUAUUUUGGAAUGUUUUUGCCUCCCAGCAAGAGCAAAUGAAACAAAAUGUAGCAAUCUGUAUCCAGAACCUAAAAAAAUGAAAAAAGGUACUUGGGCUACAGAACCUCUUUUACACAGGACUAACAAGAUGAUCAAUUUUAAUAAAGUACAAACAUAAGUCAUUUUGUUUGUUUUCAAAGUGCCAUAGUUAGUGAGGAGUAAAAGGACUGGCAGAGAGAGGCUUAGAUGCUUUACUGUGGGAGUUUACAUUAAAAGAUGAAGAAAUAAAGGGGAACUCCAUGGAAAAGUUUAAGUGAUUACACUGAAAAAACUGUUUUUACAUUUUAUGCUUUUUUUAAUGUUGGGGACUUUGCUGGACUCUGAACUCAUCUUUGAAUCCACUGUAGCAUUUCAAUGUUCAUAAAAGCAGAAAGGAGUGUGUGUACACAUGCAUUUGUGUUAAAUGGGAGUAAAAAAAAAAAAAAAAAAACACCCAGAGCUGAAGAAUCAGACUGGGCUGAAGUUCAGAGGUCUUAGCGAGUCCUCUUUUGAGAUGUACAUAAAAUGUGAAGGUCUGAAGUGAUUUUUUUUUUGUUAAAUUCUAUAUUUUAUCGCUUUUGUAGACAUUUUGUUGUGGGAAGGAAAAAAAUAAAAGAAAUUUUAUGGGUGAA